AAAAAAAAACCUACAGAAAAUACACAUUUCGUAUAACAGGAAUUACACAACGUACAAAACUUCACCUUAACCAAAAGGAACUAGAAACGUGCUAGACGUUAAAAUUAACUCACCACGAUAUUUACGUUUGUGUGUUUCAUUUUGGAUGUACUACUGAAUCGUGGAUACAAUACUUCAACGCUUGGUCUGAAUUUUGAAAAAAAUAAAUAAAUUAAAAUCAGAUACAAAAAUUUACAAACAAAACUCCAACAUUGAUCCACAACAAGGCAAUGCCGUAGCCAAGACCGCCCUAUGACCUCUACUGGGUAUGCUGAAAUCAUAUUAAAAACCUUAUCUGGAUCCUUGUAUCAGUUUUCUAAAAAUAAAAUUCAUCCCUUCACUGCGGACUAGGCUCAGCAUGGUGUACGGGUCAGAGUUCAGGGGGAGUUUCGCUUCUCGGUAACGGGCUAUACGAACACAAGGGAGACAACCUAAAGACGCUGCCAUGAGGUUAUCGGUGUUAACUUCCCUUUUAAUGCUGCUCAAGGUCACGGAGGGCGGGAAAAAAAGCCUGAUACCCCAUGAGCACCCCCUGUCCAAGGAGGACAAGCUGAUCAAAACACUGAUGCAGAGGUACAGGAGGAGGGGCACCUACGCCCGCCCCGUCAAAAACUACAACGACAGCAUCCUCGUCUCUUACAACAUGCAGCUCAUACAGAUCAUGGACCUGGAGGAGAAGAAUCAAGUGCUCACCCUCAACGUCUGGGACCGAUACGUUUGGACUGACUUCCAUCUGACAUGGGACCCAGAGGAGGAAGGAGGCGUAGAAAAAAUUAGAAUUCCUUCCGAAAACAUCUGGUUACCGGAUAUAAAACUUUACAAUUACGCUGACGAGCGGUUGGCAGAAAGAAGAGAAGCCAGGUGUAUAGUAGAUUACAAUGGGACCGUUCUAUGGAUGCCUCAAGCAAUCUACAAGAGUUCGUGUGAAAUUGACGUUGAGACUUUCCCUUUCGAUCAACAAAUAUGCAACCUGAAGUUCGGCUCCUGGACUUACAAUGGUAACCUGAUCAAUCUCAUGCUUUUGUCAGUAAACGGAACACCUGUAGAAUUUGGCAAGAUCGAUAUGACCGAAUUUGUGGAAAGCAAUUCCUGGAAGAUCCUUAACUACCCAGCUAAAAGGAACGAACAAUUCUACUCUUGCUGUCCCGGAGAGCCAUACCUGGACUUAACUUUCACCAUAGUAUUUGUGAGAAGAUCAGCCUUCUAUAACAACAUUCUGAUUCUGCCUUGCAUUUUACUGACUUCCCUGACUCUGGUUUUGUUUUGGAUACCCCCAGAGUCACCAGCAAAAAUGAUGUUAGGUAUCAACAUUUUUGUAGCAUUUUUCCUUUUGUUGUUACUGAUGGAAGCAAACUUACCGCCAGCUGCAGCCAAAGUGCCUCUCUUAGGGAUCUACUAUUGCACGAAUAUGAUCCUCAUCACUUUAUCAUGUUUUCUCAACAUUUUGGUUGUACAUUUUUCAUUUUAUGGCGCCAGGCGGUCACUUCCCCAUUGCCUGAGAAUGGUGAUGUUUGAAUUCUUCGCCAAGGUUCUCUGCAUGGACAACCUUGUAAGCCAAUUCCGUGAUAAGACAAUUACAGAGUUGACCUCCCGUUUAGUAGGGGACAGGGUCCCAUUCCUCGGCAUGCCCCUCAAUGGUGACAAAAGCAGUAAAUGGGUAAGAGGUGGGGACACCAUAUCAUCGACAGCAGAACAGCCUCAAAUCAGCGCCCCACCACAAAUCGAAAACGAACAGCAAACUCUCCAGCUGAAAGUAAUAAACCACCACAUGACAGAACUCAUGGACUUUCUGAAAAUCUACAAGGCUCGGCUGACCAACAAGGAUAAAAAAGAUCGUGUAGCGCAGGAGUGGAAGGCGCUCAGCUUGAUAUUUGAUCGCAUAUUUUUCUUCUUGUACCUAACUACUAUCAUCACCUCCCUGUGUGUUUUCAUGCCGAUGAUAAUGAAACCGGAAGAACCAGCACAAAAUCAAACAAGUGAGAACUGAGUUCUUUUAAUUUCCAAAAUGUAUUUAUUUAUUAUAAAUAUUAGGUAAGUUUGUUAAAGAAAAAUAAAUUUUUGUAUUCUUUAAUGAUUUUGAAUUUAUCGUACGAAAUUGUUAUUUUCAAACUCUCAUGUAGCUGGCAUUCAUGUAAUGUUUCAUUUCUCUUCAUUAUCAUUAACAUUUAAAUUGAUUUGUGAGAAAUUCUCAGUAGGCCUUCAUGAAAACAAACAUAGCAUUUAUUUGCUUGAUUGAUGUGUUCUUAUUCAUCAGCUUCCUUAAUAAAAACUCUUGCGUGUAAAACUAUUCUGUUUACCAUUAGUAGCCUACAUCAUGCAUUGCCAGAAUGUAUGAAGCUACUAGUUUGAUCUUGCUGGGGGAACGGGGUCACAGUGUCAUAAUUCUCACCACUAUAGCAUGUCACCAUGGUGAUGUAAACAUUGAAUAAAUAUGGUAAUGAAUAUUUAGGCCCGCAUUUCAAUGAUUUGGCCUAUUAUUAAUUACAUGACUUUUUUUUACUAAAUUAAAACAAAAAAAUACAAUUUCUAGUUAGCUCUAAAACAAAUGUUUAGAUAAAUUUAGACAUUUUUUUUUCUGUAACAUCUCGUUAUUAGAUCACACCAAAUAUGAUAAGGAUGAGUACUUUCUCCUGAUGUGAAAUAAUAAAAAAACAAA
Physella acuta is the source of this 2695-nucleotide messenger RNA. RefSeq names its product neuronal acetylcholine receptor subunit beta-3. Gene Ontology annotation, cellular component: postsynaptic membrane. The record is from RefSeq and is a predicted model, not a curated record. NCBI's taxonomy places the organism in Eukaryota, Metazoa, Mollusca, Gastropoda, Physidae. Gene Ontology annotation, biological process: monoatomic ion transmembrane transport. Gene Ontology annotation, molecular function: transmembrane signaling receptor activity; acetylcholine-gated monoatomic cation-selective channel activity.